CACGAGAAAUUCAAAAUUUGAAAAAAAAUAGAAUCAAAACUUCAAAACUUCGGAGAAAUUGGGGGUCAAAGCAACUUGCGAUUGCGUCGAUCCAGAGAGAUUGAAGAGGUCUUAGUAUUGAACCCUAGAAUUGGGUCUCGACAGCAGCAGUAGCAGAAGUCCCUCUCUCCUCGAUUAUUCUAAAUACCGCCAUGGUCGAUCCGGAUGCCGCCGGUUCCGGCAAGAAAAUCCUCGCCAUUCUUUCCGGGUCGAAGGUUACGGUAUGGGAUUUGCCACCGUCGCCGAUCCUUGGUCGCGAGAAUUCUUCAGACGCCGACCCGGGCGUUCGUUCGUUUGAUCCGUACCCACAGUCCGAAGACGCGAUGCCGAUCUCUAGCCUCGCCUGGAACCACAACCAAAUGGUAAUCGCUACCUCCUCCGGUAUCCCGACCGACGAAUUUGCCCAUGACAAUGUUGUCCUGCUUUCUUCCCAGAGCGGACAGAAGCUGGAUUCCUUUCAGCACGACUGGGGGUGGAAACAAAAACGGAAAUUCGCCCUUCAGCAAGAGCAGCAGUGGCAAGAGAGCAGCACACAAGGGAGCAUCGUAAACAGCAUCAGCUUCGGUGGGAAAAGCCGUUACCUGUGCAUAGGUGACGAAAGCGGAGCCGUCUGUUUGUGGGACCUGAAGAAAAAGGUGAGGGUGCGUCAGUUUUUUCACAACCCGAUCGGUGGUGCAGGGGACAACGGUGGAAAGUGUAACUUCGCUGGCUUUUCUUCCCUUCAGGUGUCGCUCGACCCGACGGAUACCUAUGUGAUGAGUUUGUCGCCGAGGGCGAUGUAUCAAUACAAUCUCCGUGACGGCCAACUGUUGGGAAGCCUAGAAGUUCCAAAAGACGACGACAGCAAAGACAAGCAAGGCACAUGUCUUUUUACCGUAUUUGCGAUUUCCAAUCUCGAACCCAAUAUCUGCGCCAUUGGAACCAGUGGCGGCAACAUCUAUUUGUACGACAUUUCUGCUCCCCAUGGCUUAGAUCAAACGUCGACGCCACACGCGAAGAUAAUCCGACGACACAACGGGAGGGUGACCGGGUUGGUGUUUUCACCGGAAAAUCCAAACACUUUUUUAAGCAGUGGAACCGACGGGAUUGUGUAUGUACACAACAAAUCGAACGGAACGAGGCACAAAGUUUGCAGUGCCCCAGAUACCAACAACCCCAUUCAGACACUGAGCCUACAUGCAGACGGUGUGACGUGCGCCAUCGGCUGCCGAUCGGGGGACGUAUAUGUUUAUGACCUUCAAUAUAUCAUCAAGGGGGGAGACAUGCCAGCACCGUUGCUAGCGACUCAUCAAUCUAGCGAUCCGAUCAAUUCGCUGGUUUUUGCUCCUCCGCCAAAAGCAAAGGACCCGCAGAAGCCAAAAUCGGGCAUUCCGUCCGAGCAGCACAACGAAGAAAAAGUAACGCAACAAAAAGAACAACAGCAGCAACAACAACAACAACAAGAUGAAAAACGAACCAAACAACAAGAGAAUUUUUUCUCCAACGGUAGCAAACCACCAUCUGUGAAGGCUAGCGCUGCUGACACGACGGACAAGACGCCGAAGAGUGCAUCGAAAAUAUCUUCCGCAUCUGCGACGGAGAAGAUCAAAUUACCGCUGUCUUCGCCGAAGAAAACACCGCCGUUCCUAUUCCACAAAAACCUAGACAUUCCAACAUCGCCCAAACGCAAGAAAAGUAUGGUAAGAGCGAUCAAUGUCGUGGUGUACUUGUGUUUUGGUUGUUUCAGUCAAUGUUGUCUGGAAAUGUUUUGUUGCAGUAGCCCAUUUUUGCAUUUAUCUUGCGGGUGAAUAGCAAUUGGUGGAAAAUCCUCACUCGAUGGCCACUUGAAACGUAUCCUUUGUCCUCUUUUUGCACCGUCCACGCGAUGAAAAUAGACCGAUGAAGUUCGAGAAGUGGUGCGGGAAGAGGUAGAAAAUUUGCAGGAUGAAAUGGAAGAGCAAUUUCGAAAUCUCCACAUCGACGUGAUAAAUCAAUUCCAUCGGCAAUCUCAAGAAUUCGAAGCAAUACUCUCGAAACACAUGGCAGUCCUGGAGCGAUUGAGCAACGAAAACCAACUGCUCCGCGAAGAGAACGAGCGUUUUCGUCGAGGCGAAGAGGGGUAGGGGAUCAUUUGGCAAAAUAGAAUUGUGCGGUUUGC
This is a messenger RNA of Pseudo-nitzschia multistriata, 2176 nucleotides long. The record is from the annotation of a GenBank genome assembly. Lineage: Eukaryota; Bacillariophyta; Bacillariophyceae; Bacillariales; Bacillariaceae.